This is a messenger RNA of Morus notabilis, 559 nucleotides long. RefSeq lists its product as uncharacterized. The coding region runs from base 255 to 404 and encodes 49 amino acids. The record is from RefSeq and is a predicted model, not a curated record. The transcript has a single exon. Lineage: Eukaryota; Viridiplantae; Streptophyta; Magnoliopsida; Rosales; Moraceae.
CAAAACAAAAGGAGCCUCUCCGAAAUCCCCAACCCAAAAUUUUCUCUGUACUCUAAUCUUCCACACAUAUAUAUACACACGCAUAUACAUACACAUGUAUAAGAAGUUGAGGCAAAUCCAGUAUUUGAUGGACGAAAUUCCUUCGAAUUCUUGAAGUGAAGGCUUGAAUUGAGAAAACCCACAUCCAGUUUUGUCGUCUUGUUUUCAUACAUUGAAGAAGACGCAGAGAUCAAUACAGAACAGAGGAGAAGAAAAUGAUAUCGGUGAUGGGUUUUAGUGUGCAAAGCAUACUGGAUUUAGUGGUGGCGGGUUUUUCUCUGAUGAUUGGUUUGGGAAUUUUCGCCUUUAUUGCUUCUGUUCUUUGCUCAGCUGCUUUCUUGCAGAACGCCAAGGACGCCUCUUAGCACUCAGAAAAAUAUAUAUAUAUGCCUUCGGAUCAAGAUGGGCACUUCAAUAGAUUGGUCCUUUUAAAGGGCUUUUUUUUAGUACUUUGGCAGUGACUUGUAUUUUUGUUGUUUUUGAGUAAUAAUGAAUCAAUAAACGCUUAUUGAGUUUUGGU